CGGACCAUUGGUUACACUCGUAUGUGAAGCUCGUGUUUUUUAUUUUAGUAUUAUGUGCUUAAUCCAAUUUAUUUGAUGAUCAUGGCAACUUCGACACUGGGCAGCACCAUCGGUUUCUCCUACUCAUCGUCUUCCUCGGAUAUCUCUGCUUAUUGUAUUCUCUCUUCAACCACCAGAUUCAGCUUCUCCAGCAUCAUUCCUUCUCCUCUCAAACUUCAAAAACAACCACCUGGAAGAAGAGCUAGAGCUCUAAUUGCUGUGAAAAUGGCUGCUCAAGCUUUUCAGGAAGUUCUUCCUCCAGCCCUCACUUCAGUUUCAGAGCCACCUCCUAUCUUCGAUGGAACAACGAGGCUUUACAUAUCUUAUACAUGCCCUUAUGCACAGCGUGUGUGGAUUACUCGGAACUGUAAGGGUUUGCAGAAUAGGAUACAAUUGGUUCCCAUAAAUCUACAAGAUAGGCCUUCAUGGUACAAGGAAAAAGUUUACCCACCUAACAAGGUUCCAGCUCUUGAACAUAAUAAUGAAGUCAAAGGAGAGAGUCUUGACUUAAUUAAAUAUAUUGACAGCAAUUUUGAAGGGCCUUCAUUAUUUCCUGAUGAGCCAGAAAAGAGAGAGUUUGCUGAAGAGUUGAUAAACUACGUGAAUUCUUUCACUGGAUCUGUGGUUUCUUCAUUUAAAGGAGAUGGAAAUGAAGCUGAUGCUACGUUUGACUACAUCGAGUCUGCUCUUUCUAAAUAUGGAGAUGGCCCAUUUUUCCUAGGCCAGUUCAGUCUGGUGGAUAUAGCUUAUGCUCCGUUUAUUGAAAGGUUUCGGCCGUUCUUAUUGGAAGUAAAAACGUAUGACAUCACUGCUGGCAGGCCAAAACUGGCAGCCUGGAUUGAGGAGACGAACAUGAUCGAGGGGUACCGGCAAACAAGGCGCGAUCCACAGGAACAUGUUGAUAGUUAUAAGAAGCGAUUCUUGAGCCGUUUGUGAAUGAAAGCCACAUCAGCAUAGGGUCCCCCACGUGCAGUAACGUGUAGUUGUUGCUUCUUGUAAUCAGAUAACUUCAUGUGUAACAUUUAACAAAUAAAGGAACGUCUUAGAUCAUUGUUCCUUUUUUUAAAAAAAAUUCUUAGAAAGAACCAAACUGAAUUGGUCAAAUUCCAACCAAAUUUGCUUUUGUUUGAAACGUAUUUUUACAAAGUGUAAUUUGGAAGGGCCAAGUUUGGUUCUGUUUUUGGCGAAAACAAAAAUAAAUCAAAUCAUUUAUAUGUUUACUUGCA
This is a messenger RNA of Cucumis sativus (cucumber), 1265 nucleotides long. RefSeq names its product protein IN2-1 homolog B. The transcript has 10 exons. NCBI's taxonomy places the organism in Eukaryota, Viridiplantae, Streptophyta, Magnoliopsida, Cucurbitales, Cucurbitaceae. Gene Ontology annotation, molecular function: glutathione transferase activity. The record is from RefSeq and is a predicted model, not a curated record. Bases 76 to 975 code for a protein of 299 amino acids.